Molecule: messenger RNA, 2167 nt
Organism: Nematolebias whitei (Rio pearlfish)
Lineage: Eukaryota; Metazoa; Chordata; Actinopteri; Cyprinodontiformes; Rivulidae
Product: glutamate receptor ionotropic, NMDA 2D
Exons: 11
Coding region: 17-2167 (716 amino acids)
Biological process (GO): synaptic transmission, glutamatergic; excitatory postsynaptic potential; long-term synaptic potentiation
Cellular component (GO): NMDA selective glutamate receptor complex; postsynaptic membrane; postsynaptic density membrane
Molecular function (GO): transmitter-gated monoatomic ion channel activity involved in regulation of postsynaptic membrane potential; NMDA glutamate receptor activity
Source: RefSeq, a predicted model, not a curated record
GCGUGAUGCGGGGACCAUGAUAAACUUCAACAUCGCUGUGAUCCACGCCGGUGCUACAGUGCAGGCAGAGGCGGCGGUAGCGGGGCCUGGAGGAAGGGUGCUCUACCCUGGAUUUGGACGGGUCUACGGCUCCCUGGGGGAGAGCGUGGUCACCCAGUGGGGCUCUGCUAACGUCAUCUGGCUACAGGUGAACGACAGCAGCCCUAAGACAGUGCUGUCCCAGCUGUGUGAGCUAUUAGCGGCGCGGCCCCUGCAGGGACUGGUUUACGAAGAGGAGAGGCCCCCUCGCACAGCCUGGGGUCCUUUGGCCCCCAUGCUAGAGUUUGUUUCUGCCCAAACAGGACUGCCCAUAGUGGCUGUAGGAGGGGGAGCAGGGCUGGGGAGGAUGCCACAGGAGACAGGGUCCAUCUUUCUCCAGUUCAGUUCUUCUACUACACUCCAACUAGAGGUCAUCUUUGAGGUGCUCGAGGAGUACGACUGGACCGCCUUUUCUGUGGUGUCCACGCGCCACCACGGCUACCAGGACUUCCUGUCUGUAGUGGAGGGCCUGACAGACGGCUCAUUCAUUGGCUGGGAGAAGAAGAGUGUGGUGAUCCUGAAUGUGACUGACGACCCUGGGGGGGCUCGCACACGGAGGCUGCUGAAGGAGAACGAGGCGCAGGUGCGUUUGCUGUACUGCUCUCAGGAGGAGGCCGAGCUGGUCUUCCGUGCCGCCUGGGCUGCCGGUCAGGCCGGAGCCUCACACAUGUGGUUUGCGGUGGGCCCGUCUCUCUCGGGUCUGAGCAUGGAGAGCCUGCCCCGGGCUUUGUUUGCCGUACGUCCUCAGGGCUGGAGGGACGAGCCUCGCCGAAGGAUUGCUCGGGGAGUGUCUGUGUUGACACACGGGGCAGUGGCAAUGCGCAAAGAAUAUGGAACCACAGGUGGGCCCAACUUUGUCACCACUUGCAUGACGGAUGCCAAUCAGACCCAGAGACUGCGAAGCAGGAUGAGGUAUUUUAGCAACAUCACGCUUGGCGGUCGAGACUAUUCGUUCAACGGUGAUGGUUACCUGGCGAACCCCUUCUUGGAUGUCAUCUCCUGGACUCCUGGACGUGGAUGGGAAGAUGUAGGAUGGUGGGAGAACGGUGUGCUGAAGCUUCGGUACCCAGCUUGGUCCCGCUAUGGGCCGUUUCUUAAACCGCCUGAUGAUGCCCAGCACCUGCGUGUGGUCACACUGGAGGAAAGGCCAUUUGUCAUUGUGGAGCUUGCAGACUCUGCUUCUGGGACCUGCAUCCGUGAUUCAGUUCCCUGCAGACGACCGCUUAACGCUAGUCACAGUGCUAUUCACGAGGGUGUGGCUCCUCAGAAGCAAUGCUGCAAAGGCUUCUGCAUCGACAUCCUCAAGCGACUCGCCAAGAUUGUCGGCUUCACCUACGACCUGUACUUGGUGACCAACGGGAAGCACGGGAAGAAAAUCGAUGGGGUUUGGAACGGCAUGAUUGGAGAGGUGGUGUAUAAGCGGGCAGACAUGGCCAUUGGUUCACUGACUAUCAAUGAAGAGCGGUCGGAGGUCGUGGAUUUUUCUGUUCCCUUUGUGGAGACGGGGAUCAGUGUCAUGGUCUCCCGCAGCAACGGAACAGUAUCACCAUCAGCUUUUUUAGAGCCCUACAGUCCAGCCGUGUGGGUGAUGAUGUUCGUCAUGUGCCUGACUGUUGUGGCCGUGACUGUCUUCAUUUUUGAAUUCUUCAGCCCUGUGGGCUACAACCGCAGCCUUCAGACUAGCAAGAAAGCUGGAGGGUCUACAUUCACUAUAGGAAAGUCGGUCUGGCUUUUAUGGGCUAUUGUCUUCAACAACUCGGUGCCAGUAGAGAACCCGAGAGGAACCACAAGCAAAAUCAUGGUGCUGAUUUGGGCCUUUUUCGCCGUCAUCUUCCUGGCCUCCUACACCGCUAACCUCGCCGCCUUCAUGAUCCAGGAGGAGUACAUUGACACGGUUUCAGGCCUUUCGGACAAAAAGUUUCAGCAUCCAGAGGAGCAGUACCCUCCUCUGAAGUUUGGUACAGUGCCCAACGGGAGCACGGAAAAAAACAUCCGCUCCAACUAUCCGGACAUGCACCAGUACAUGGGCAAAUACAACCAGAAAGGAGUAGAAGACGCCAUACUGAACCUCAAGACUGGGUCUGUCUGA